AUGAGGGAUCAGUCCCAUUUUGUUUCUCUCUAUCAGCUGGUACCAAAUGAAAUUCAUCAGUACAAGGGAAUUGUCCAGUUACUUCUGCAUUUCAGAUGGAAAUGGAUAUGCCUAAUGAUCUUCAAUGAUGAUGGUGGAGAGCUUUUUUUGAAGAACAUGCUUCCAAUACUUUUUCAAAAUGGCAUCUGUCCUGCCUUCAUUGCAAGGAUUUCUGUAUUAGUUUUUUUCGAUGACUAUGCAAAUGCACAAAUUAAAUGGCACAAAAUAUUACUAGAUAUUAUAAAGAGUAAGGCCAAUGUUAUUUUUGUCCAUGGAGAAACUAGGACCAUGUUAUCUUUGAUGAUUGUGCUGAAUUCAAGACAUAUUGAUGAUGAGAAAUUGUUUGGUAAAGUAUGGAUUAUGGCAGGGCAGUUGGAUUUUGCAGCACUGGUCUUACAUAAGGAUUUGAAUCUAGAAAUCUUCCAUGGUGCUUUAGCCUUUACACCUCACACUCAUGAAAUACCAGGAUUCCAUCCUUUCCUUCGAAGCCUAAAUCCCUAUCUGGCUAAGAGAGAUGGCUUCAUUCAGACAUUUUGGGAACAGGCAUUUGGUUGUUCCUUUCUAAACACUAAUAUUCAGGAGAACAUUGAUGACAGCUGUACUGGGGAAGAGAGUCUAGAACGCUUACCUGGCCCUUUCUUUGAAAUGAGCAUGACUGGCCACAGUUACAGUAUUUACAAUGCAGUCUAUGCCUUGGCAAAUUCUAUACAUAUCAUUGAUUCAAGCAUUUCAGCAUUCAAAAGAAGAUUUGCCAGAAGGGGAAUAGAAAAUGGGAUUCUGCAGCCAUGGCAGGAUUUAUUUCUUUGUAGUAUUGUCUUCAUUCUGUUCAAACAGGUAAUACCCCUUUCUCUCUGCAAUUGCAUCUGCCCUCCUGGUUGUCAUAAGAAAAAGAAGGAAGGGAAGCCAUUUUGCUGCUAUGAUUGUGUUCAAUGUCCAGAAGGAAAAGUUUCUCCUCAAGCAGACAUGGAUGCCUGCAACACUUGUCAAGAAGAUCACUAUCCUAACAAGGAACAAAAUCAAUGCAUCCCUAAGAUGUUUUCCUUCUUGUCUUAUGAGGAAACCUUGGGAAUGGGGUUAGCCAUUUCUGCAUAUUUCUUUUUUUUCAUCACAGUUUGGAUAUUAUGGAUUUUUAUAAAGUAUCGCAACACACCUAUUGUCAAAGCCAACAACAGAAGCCUCUCUUACAUCCUCCUUGUUUUCCUUCUCCUCUGCUUCCUGUCUUCAUCGCUCUUUAUUGGCCAACCUCAUAAAUUGACUUGUCUCUUCCGCCAAGUGGCGUUUGGAAUCAUCUUUUCAGUGGCUAUUUCAUGUGUGCUAUCAAAAAAUGUUACUGUGAUUGUGGCUUUCCUUGCCACCCAACCAGGAUCUGGAAUGAGAAAGUGGAUGGGGAAAAAACUAGCCAAUGCUAUAAUUCUCUUCUGUUCUUCUAUUCAAGCAGGUAUAUGCCUUAUCUGGUUGGCUACUACUCCCCCUUUUCCUGAUUUUGAUAUGCACUCAAUGGCUGAGGAAAUUGUUUUAGAGUGUAAUGAAGGGUCAACUGCCAUGUUCUAUUGUGUCCUAGGUUACAUGGGCUUCCUGGCUUUUGUAAGCUUCCUUGUGGCUUUCUUUACAAGGAAGUUACCUGACAGUUUCAAUGAAGCUAAGUUCAUCACCUUCAGCAUGUUGAUCUUUUGCAGUGUUUGGAUAUCCUUUAUUCCUACAUACUUGAGCACCAAGGGAAAAUACAUGGUGGUGGUGGAAAUUUUCUCUAUGUUGGCUUCCACUGCUGGACUUCUGGCUUGCAUCUUUUUCCCCAAAUGCUACAUUAUUUUGCUGAGGCCAGAACUAAACAAAAGAGAUGAAAUAAUAAAACGAAAAAGAUAA
Messenger RNA from Pantherophis guttatus, 1902 nucleotides. Its product is annotated as vomeronasal type-2 receptor 26-like. Gene Ontology annotation, cellular component: plasma membrane. Gene Ontology annotation, molecular function: G protein-coupled receptor activity. Gene Ontology annotation, biological process: G protein-coupled receptor signaling pathway. NCBI's taxonomy places the organism in Eukaryota, Metazoa, Chordata, Lepidosauria, Squamata, Colubridae. The record is from RefSeq and is a predicted model, not a curated record.